Messenger RNA from Paramisgurnus dabryanus, 2115 nucleotides. The record is from RefSeq and is a predicted model, not a curated record. NCBI's taxonomy places the organism in Eukaryota, Metazoa, Chordata, Actinopteri, Cypriniformes, Cobitidae.
CGGAGCGCCGUUGUUUUCGUCGAGAGACAUCAUGACUAGCAAACGGGGAAAGCAUAACAUUUGCUCAGUGUUUGGAUGUUCACCAGAACACAAACAUCUUUUCUCUGUUCCAUUAAUUGAGGAUUUGCGGAGUCAGUGGGUUAAUUUUAUUUUGCCUGUAAAUACGACGCGAAAAAUCCCUAAAGUUGUCCUCGUGUGUGAAAAACAUUUCACCGACGACAGUUUUAUCAACUUGGGACAAUACAAAGCUGGCCUUGCUCAUCGUCUGAGGUUAAAGCCUGAUGCAGUACCAACUCUUUGUGGCCAGCUACGAACUUCGGAGAGGCCAGCACAUCAACAGCUUCCAUUAACCUGCCUUUCUCAAGGGAUGUUGCCUGCCAAACAGACCACCUGGAAACACUAUACUGUUGGCACACAGCUGUCUUUGAAGACUCUGCAGCCCCACCUUAGAAGUGAAGGCAUCCAGGCAAGUGUCUCCUGCAGAGAUUUUGGUGUGGGGUCCUCAAAUGCAGACCCUUUGUGCCUGUCAUCAACACCUAUAAAGAGACCACUCAAAAGACCUGGUCUAGACCUUGAUGAAGAGCUUGAGGACAAUCCAUUGGAGGACAGCUCUUUAGUGGAAGCUUCACAGGGACAGGACACCAGUUAUGAUCCUGCCCACUCCAUCACAACAUCAUUAAACUCUACGCUAAAGUCAGAACCUUCACCCACUUCCACCCACAACAGCAAAAUAUACAUGGUGUACGAGAACUGCCUCAUGGACUUGUUUAAUACAUGUCCAGUCUGCACACGGGCAUGUGAUGUAAAGACCCAGAGGCUGGGGACAUUCCUGUCUGUGAAGCAGUGGUGCCCCCAUUGCACAUUUACAAGAAGCUGGAAUAGCCAGCCUGUCCUUGGGAGCACGCCAGCUGGAAAUCUGCAUCUUUCUGCCGCUGUGUACCUGAGUGGAGCAUCUUUUAUCACAAUUGAAAAGGUCUUCAACGCCAUGAAGCUGCAGUUGUUUCAGUACGAAACAUUUCGCCGCCAUGCAAGAUCUUUCAUUGAACCGGCAGUUAUUCACCAUUGGAAAGUCACACAGGAUGUGAAUCUGCAGCAGCUGAGUCAGGAGGAAAAAGUCAUCCUUGGUGGUGAUAUGAGAGCUGAUUCACCAGGCCACUCUGCAAAGUACUGUAGUUAUACAAUGAUGGAUCUCCGGAGUAACACCAUUGUGGACAUUCAGUUGGUUCAGAGCAACGAGGUUGGUGGUAGCUACCAUAUGGAGAAAGAGGGCCUGACAAGGAGUCUAGCAUUACUGGAGUCACGUGACGUCAAGCUUGAUUGUAUCAUCACUGAUCGUCAUCCACAAAUACAGAAGUUCCUCAGGGAGAGAAUCAUAACCCAUUACUAUAAUGUCUGGCACAUGGCAAAAGGAACUUCAAAGAAACUGGAAGCACUCAGUAAACAGAAAGACUGUGAGAAAGUCAAGAAGUGGAUGAAAAGCAUCAACAACCACAUAUACUGGACAGCAGCUAUCUCAACCUCCGGACCAGAGAGAAUCGCAAAGUGGAACGCGAUCCUGAACCAUGUUCGAGAUAUCCAUACACACCAGGAUCCUCUUUACCCCAUGUGCGAGUAUGUGAUCCGCAAGACGACUGACAAGAGUAAAUGGUUGCAGCAACUCCAGCUUUCUACAAGUUGGAGAAGUUGCUGACCAACAAAAGAACAAUGAAGGUUGUUGCAAAACUGAGCCCUCACUACCAAACUUCAUCAGUGGAGUCUUUCCAUGCCAUCAUCCUUCGCUUUGCCCCGAAGAAUGUUGUCUUUCCCUUUAUUGGAAUGCUGUGCAGACUGUACCUGUCUGCUAUGCAUUACAAUGAAAAUAGAGACCGACCAUAGGCCAAAUCACAAAAAGGUGAACCGCUCUUCAAAAUCUCUUUUCCAAAAGCUAGGAAGGGAGAGUGCAGAGCUAAACCACAUAAAACAGAGCCGACCUUUGGUUACGUUGCUGACCUGAUGAACCUAAUUUUUGAGGAAGUCUUUGUCAACCCUGCACCAUAUACUGCUGAGAUGUUGACCAUCCCUGUCCCAGAGAACCUAUCGGCGCAGUAUGAGAAGCCGGACAAGGAGGAGGUCAUU